AUGGACCCGAGUAUCGGAGGGCUACCGCUGCAAAAAGCACCGACCGUCGCUGCCUUCCCGCCCGUCGGUCUCACCGUACUUCCCAUCUUUGCCAGCUCGGUCGUGCUGCCCUACAACCUACCCGAGCUGGGCUCUCACAUUCUGGUGCUGGACCGACCAACGGUUGCCGCGAUCUGGCUGGGCACUAUCCGGAUGUGGAAUGACUCACGCAUCAGCACGCUCAAUCCCAGCGCGACCCUGCCAGAGAAGGACAUCGUCUUGGUCAUGCCGCCCAGCGUGGCCGAUCUGUCGAUCUUCUUUGGCAAGGUGGUGUGUUCGUUCGACACUGACUUCUGCGACGCGUUCACGAGUGCGUCGCGCAACUUCAGUAGCCUGGCCGUGGCCGUCGAAGGCCGGCUCUUGGCGGUCGCGUCCACUUCCGCCGUCGCCCAAGCAGUAACCGACACCAACUACACGCUGGGGAUCAUCGAACAGCCGAUUGCCUUGCAGCAUUCUCCGGAGCUGACUGUGGCGUCGAUGAAGAAUCGGGCGGGCCACGUAGUGGAGGCGUCCGUUCACACGAUGCGCGCUGCCUUGACCAACGUCAGCGACAGCGUUUCAGCGGGUGACCUGCUCGUGAGCAUCGACGACGCGGGAGCCGAUGACGCAUGGCCCUUCUCGUACAUCAUGUUCCUGGGCGCAGGAUUAGUAUCGUCGGACGCCGACCUCUGCCCUCUCAUCAGAGAAGCAGAGCAGCUCCUCGCCUGGAUCCAAAUUAAUGACCAGAUCGCAUCGUGGGCUGAAGAUUUAGGAUGGGUGCGUUGCGCUUGGGCUCCUGAGUGGCCAAACUCACAUGGUCCGCAGCAGCAAGCCCUGCCCGACUUGGCCAACGUCUACGCAAACUAUGACCCACAGUUCCAGGUCAAAUAUUGCGCUGGCGAUGAAUCGACCACCGUCGAGCUGGUGGCAAAGGGAACCAUCGACUUUGGGCUUGUGGGCUCUGGGCUCACCGCUGACCAGAAGCUGCAGAUUCCAGACGCAGAGACGUUUGCCAUGCACGCCUACGCACUGAUCCCCGCGUAUCGGAUUGUCGGUGGGCCGGUCCUACAACCGGUCAACAUGACUUUGUCUCUGGAGCUUCUGGCGCAGAUCAUGCUCAACCAGGUGGCGUGGUGGAACGACACCGCCAUCGCGGCGCUCAACCCCAGUAUAGCCCUGCCCAACGCGCUCAUCAAGCUGGUGCUGCCAUCGACGCCCUGCAGCGCGACGCUCUUGAUCACUCAGGCGCUGAGCCUCGUCUCUUCUGACUUCGAAUCAACGGUGGGGUCCGGAGAGUCUGUGCACUAUCCCGUCGAGGACCUGCCCGACCGGGUCGUGUACGCUGCGCCAAGCGCGGUGGCAUCCACCGCCGCAGACACGCUCUAUAGUCUGGCGUGGCUGGUGAGCGGAGAGUACCGCGACUACCAGCUCUUCUUGGGCCAGGCCCGGCUACUGAACGCGGCCGGCAACGUCUCCAGCGCCGAGCCGGCCAACAUCCACGCCGCGCUCGCAAGCCUCACAUCGACCGACGAGUCCGUCCUUCUCGGAGAGGCGAGCUGGCCGGUCGUGGGGUUCUUUUCGCUGCUGUUCAGGACUACCUCUAUGCAGGACUGCACCAAGGCCAAGGCCCUGGUGGAGUGGGUCUACUGGUCGCAGACCGAAGCCGUCGCGGCCAGUACGGCAGUAAGGUACUCGAUGGCGGUCCCCGGGACUCACAAGCCGCUCCUCGCCCAUCUGCUGAACCAAAUCAAGGCGGUCACGUGCGACGGCAAGGCCGUCAGUCCGCUGGCCGGCUGCAUCGAUAACGGCACCAUCUGCUCCGACCGCGGCACCUGCUUCAACGGCAGCUGCCUUUGCAACAAGGGCUGGGAGGGGACUUUCUGCGCGCACGCAGUUAAGGAGGCGAGCUCGUCGUCUGGGCUGGACUCGACGGCGCUCGCGGCGGUGCUGGGCGCGGUGAUCCCUUCGGUGGCUAUCGUCCUGCUGCUCGGGCUCGUGGUUCUGUGCGUCCUGGCGGUGGCCUGGCGCCGGAGCCGCGGGCAGCGCGACCAGUGGGAGAUCGACCCCAACGAGCUCGAGCUCGAGGAGCACCUGGGCACUGGCGGCUACGGCGAGGUCUACCGGGCCAAGUGGCGCGGCACUGAGGUCGCCGUCAAGUUCCUCAUCAUGGAGGAUGUCAACAAGGAGAUGGAGCGGAGCUUCGUCGAAGAGGUGCGAGUGAUGACGGCGUUGCGGCAUCCCAACGUGGUGCUGUUCAUGGCCGCGUCGACCAAGAAGCCCAAGAUGUGCAUCGUCAUGGAGCUGAUGGCUCUCGGUUCCCUCUAUGACCUGCUGCACAACGAGCUCAUCCCGGAGCUGCCGUUAGCGCUGAAGGUGAAGAUGGCGUACCAGGCGGCCAAGGGCAUGCACUUCCUGCACUCGUCGGGCAUCGUGCACCGCGACCUCAAGUCGCUCAACCUGCUGCUCGACAACAAGUGGAACGUCAAGGUCUCCGACUUCGGUCUCACCCAGUUCAAGGAGGACGCCAAGAAUAACCACGGACCGGCCCAUCAGAUGAGCAUCCACUGGACCGCGCCCGAAGUGCUCAACGAGGCCAAGGACAUCGACUACGCUCUCGCCGACGUAUACUCUUUCGGCAUAAUCAUGUGGGAGCUCCUCACUCGGCAACAGCCCUACGAAACCCUCAGCCCGGCGGCGGUGGCGGUGGCGGUCAUCCGCGACCAGCUGCGGCCCACCGUGCCCGAGGACGCGCCAGCCGACUUUACCACCCUCAUCACCAACUGCUGGCACUACGACUCGGGCAUUCGGCCCACGUUCCUCGAGAUCAUGACCCGCCUCAGCGCCAUCGUCGGCGACCAGUCCGUGAGCCAUACGUCGCAUACCUCGUCCAACAACUCGAGCAGCGCGUCCGGCAACAUCUUCAAGCUGCCCAACGGCAAGUGGGCCAACCACAGCCGCUCGAUGCGGGGCUUGGAGGCCAGCGCCGGCGGGCGCUCUUCAACCGCGUCGUCGGAGAUGGGCGAUAUCGCGCGGCUCACGCGCACGAUCGACCGCGCGCCGGUGCCCGACGGCCGGGUGGCGAUCGUGUUCACCGACGUCACCCGCGCCUCCACGCUCUGGGAGUUCAACGCGCAGGCCAUGCGCGACGCGACGCUGCUGCACAACCAAGUCCUGCGCGACUUGCUCAAGCGGUGGAGCGGCUACGAGGCCAUGCUGGUGCGCGAGCGCAACAGCGGCGAGGGCUCCUUCUGCAUGGUGUUCACCAACGCGGUCAACGCGGUCGGGUGGUGCUCCGAGGCCCAGCAGGAGCUGGUCAAGGUCGAGUGGCCCGAGGCCCUGCUCGAGCACCCGGGCGCGGCCGAGGAGUGGGGCGACACCGACAACCGCGUCAUCUUCCGCGGCCUGCGCGUGCGCAUGGGCGUCCACGUCGGCGAGGCCAAGCUGGUGCGCGACCCCAAGUCCCGGCGCGUCGAGUACGUGGGCGCGACGGUCAACGCCGCAGCGCGCAUCACUUCGCUCGCGCACGGCGGCCAGAUCCUCGCGUCGGAGGUCGCUCUCGAGCAGCUGCGGUUCGCCGACGAGGCGCUCCUCGAGAAGGCCACCUGCGUGGGCAAGUUCGAGACCCCCGAUUUCCCUACCGGGAUAAAGCUAUACGACGUGAAGGCGGACGGACUGCAGGCGAGGUUCUUCGGCGGCGUGACGACGACGACGAAGAUGGAGGAGUCCCAGGAGCUGCAGACGGAGGUGGGCGAGGGCAUGAUGUUCAAGGAGGACAACUUCCUCACGUCGGCCAACAUGGUGCGCUGGAUCCUCGACUUCAAGGAGGUCACGAUGGGCAAGCAGGUGGGCAUGGGCUCGUACGGCAUGGUCUACAAGGGCGUGUGGAAGGGCGUGGAGGUGGCGGUGAAGCGGUUCAUCAAGCAGAAGCUGGACGAGCGGCGCAUGCUCGAGUUCCGCGCGGAGAUGGCCUUCCUCUCGGAGCUGCACCACCCCAACAUCGUGCUCUUCAUCGGCGCCUGCGUCAAGCGGCCCAACCUGUGCAUCGUGACCGAGUUCGUCAAGCAGGGCUCGCUCAAGGAGAUCCUACUCGACAACGCCAUCAAGCUCCCGUGGCAGCAGAAGCUGCGGCUGCUCCGCUCGGCGGCGCUCGGGAUCAACUACCCGCACCCACUGCACCCGGUGAUCGUGCACCGCGACCUGAAGCCGUCGAACCUGCUGGUCGACGAGAACCGGAACGUGAAGGUGGCCGACUUCGGGUUUGCGCGCAUCAAGGAGGAGAACGUGACCAUGACCCGCUGCGGCUCGCCCUGCUGGACCGCGCCCGAGGUCAUCCGCGGCGAUCGCUACACCGAGAAGGCCGACGUGUUCUCGUUCGGGGUGAUCAUGUGGGAGGUGCUGACGCGGAAGCAACCCUACGCCGGGCGCAACUUCAUGGGCGUGUCGCUCGACGUGCUCGAGGGCCGUCGGCCGCAGAUCCCCGGCGACUGCCCGCACGAGUUCAAGAAGAUGGUCAAGAAGUGCUGGCACGGGGUGCCCGACCGGCGACCAACCAUGGAGGCCGUGCUGGCCUUCCUCGAGUCCCUUCUCGAUGGUGCGGGCGGUGGUGCGAGCACGAUGGCAUGA
Messenger RNA from Acanthamoeba castellanii str. Neff, 4641 nucleotides. Its product is annotated as serine/threonine kinase. The record is from RefSeq and is a predicted model, not a curated record. The transcript has 17 exons. Gene Ontology annotation, biological process: intracellular signal transduction; protein phosphorylation; cyclic nucleotide biosynthetic process. NCBI's taxonomy places the organism in Eukaryota, Discosea, Longamoebia, Acanthamoebidae. The coding region runs from base 1 to 4641 and encodes 1546 amino acids. Gene Ontology annotation, molecular function: protein kinase activity; ATP binding.